Messenger RNA from Cryptomeria japonica (Japanese cedar), 654 nucleotides. RefSeq names its product RING-H2 finger protein ATL2-like. The transcript has a single exon. Lineage: Eukaryota; Viridiplantae; Streptophyta; Pinopsida; Cupressales; Cupressaceae. The coding region runs from base 1 to 654 and encodes 217 amino acids. The record is from RefSeq and is a predicted model, not a curated record.
AUGGAUUUGUUAGUUAAGCAAGUCAUUGUAUUUGAAAUGUCAGCUGCAGUAGUCAUAAUGAUUCUUUUUGCUCUUCUAGCGUUGCUAAAAGUUUGGUAUAACAACUUGAGGAGCGGCAAUGAAUUGGCUUCUCCAGGAGAUGAUAUUCCACUUACCAACACCAUGGGUUUGGAUAAAGAAAGUAUGAGUGCUCUUCCAAUAUUUGAAUACAAAUCAGAGCAGCUCAAAGGAGGGCUAGAAUGCGCAAUCUGUUUAUCUCAAUUUGAAGACUCUGAGAAACUUAGGGUUUUGCCUAACUGCAAUCAUAACUUUCAUGUAGAAUGCAUUAAUAUGUGGUUGCAUUCACACAAUAGUUGUCCUCUCUGUAGAACAGUGGUGUUCCCUGCUGCACCUCCAAAUACAGUGCAGUCAUUAUCUACUGCAGGAGAGAUGCACACAAACAAUCCAUUGAUAGAACAACCCAUUUCUUCAAAUAUUGCAGUGAGUGAUGGAAAUGUUGUUCAUGAGCAUCUGACGAGAGGCCAAAGGCGGUCUGAUAUAGUGCAGCAUGAGAACUCAUCAAGCAUAGUUUUGUGGGUGCAUGAGGUUGAGUUUGAUCAAGGAAUGUAUGGUGGAAUACCACUAUCACAUGUUAGUAUUGAUAUACACCAUUAA